GAGGCUCGCGAUGGGGAAGAAGUCGCGGGCGGUCCCCGGCCGGAGGCCCAUCCUGCAGCUCUCCCCGCCCGGACCUCGGAGCGGCGCCGCUGGGCGCGACGCGGAGCCUGAAGCUGAGGUGGAGGUUGACGCGGCGGUAUCCGCCCCGGCUGCGAUCCCGACCCCUACCGCGACCCCAAUUCCGGCCCCAGCCCAGACCCCGGCUCCGGUUCCGGCUCCGGCCCCUGCUCCGGUUCCGACCCCGAUCCCGACCCCGGCCCCGGCCCCAGUCCCAGUCUCUGCCCCGGCGGCGGCGACGGCGGCUACCGUGGCGACCUCCCUGGAGGACUUGCCCUCGGAAGAUGAACAGGAAGUUGUUAUGGAGGUUCCUAAAGUUAUUGUUCAGAAUCCCCCAAAACCAGUCAUGACGACCAGACCUACCACUGUCAAAGCAACAGGAGGCUUGUGCUUGCUUGGUGCCUAUGCAGACAGUGACGAUGAUGAGGGUGAUGUACCUGAGAAACCAGCCUUGACUAAGGAGGCAAAUGGAAACCAAUCCACUGACAUCGACAGCACAUUGGCCAACUUCCUAGCGGAAAUUGAUGCCAUAACAGCUCCACAGCCUGUAUCAGCUGUUAGCACUUCUGCCCCACCUCCAACCCCUCCUCGACCAGAGCCCAAGGAGUCUGGAACAGCUUCCCUUUCUUCAUCAACUGCAAAUGGAGCAGACUCAGCCCAAGCAUCAGGGUGGCAAUAUGACACCCAGUGUUCCUUGGCUGGAGUGGAAAUUGAGAUGGGAGACUGGCAAGAAGUUUGGGAUGAGAACACUGGAUGCUAUUACUAUUGGAACACACAGACAAAUGAGGUGACUUGGGAGUUACCCCAGUACCUGGCUACUCAGGUACAAGGGCUACAGCAUUACCAGCAAAGUUCUGUAACAGGUACUGAAACAAAUUUCCUUGUGCCGGCCGAUAUGUAUUCCAAAGAAAAGGCUCUUUCUGUUACCACUAAUAAGAGUGGGCCACUCUUGGCUAAGCGAGAAGUUAAAAAGGAAGUAAAUGAAGGGAUCCAAGCUCUUUCAAAUAGUGAAGAGGAGAAGAAGGGGGUGGCUGCUGCUCUGCUGGCCCCUUUGUUGCCUGAGGGUGUAAAAGAGGAAGAAGAAAGAUGGAGGAGAAAGGUGAUUUGUCAAGAAGUCGAUCCAAUAACAGAUGUAAAGGAGACAGUAACCACAGAGGAAUUGUCAGGGACAAGAAAAACACAAGACCCUAUGGGAGAUAAUCCAGAAGACAAUUCCCAGGAGGAUCUCUGUAGUGUUGUGCAGUCAGGAGAGAGUGAAGAAGAAGAAGAACAAGACACCCUAGAACUAGAACUUGUAUUGGAGAGAAAAAAGGCAGAACUGCGGGCCUUGGAGGAAGGAGAUGGUAGUGUGUCAGGGUCUAGUCCACGUUCUGAUAUCAGUCAAUCAGCAUCUCAAGAUGGAAUGCGUAGACUUAUGUCUAAAAGAGGGAAAUGGAAGAUGUUUGUCCGAGCUACCAGUCCAGAAUCUACCAGUCGGAGUUCUAGCAAAACUGGCCGUGAGACCCCAGAAAAUGGAGAAAUUGCAAUGGGCACUGAGAAUUCAGAGAAAAUUGAUGAAAAUUCAGACAAAGAGCUAGAAGCAGAAGAAUCUCCAGAAAAACUAAAGUCACAAGCAGUGCCAAAGCUGGAUGAAGAACAGGAUUUGAAAUUUCAGAUUGGAGAACUGGCAAACACCCUGACCAGUAAGCUGGAAUUCCUAGGAAUUAGUAGACAAUCCAUCUCCAAUUUUCAUGUGCUACUCUUACAGACUGAGACUCGGAUUGCAGACUGGCGGGAAGGCGCUCUCAACGGAAACUACCUCAAACGAAAACUACAGGAUGCAGCAGAACAACUAAAACAGUAUGAAAUAAACGCCACUCCUAAAGGCUGGUCCUGCCACUGGGACAGGGAUCAUAGGCGCUAUUUCUAUGUAAAUGAACACUCGGGCGAGUCUCAGUGGGAGUUCCCAGAUGGUGAAGAAGAAGACGAUGAUGAAGAAGAAGAAGAAGAAGGGCAAGCACAAGAAAAUAGAGCAGAUCCUCUUCAUAAACAAAUCUUAAAAGAGAAAACUGGCACUGAUGCAAACUCUGGGGAAUCCACUGAGAAUUCCACAGGUAAAGAAGGUUCUCUUUGUAAAGAGCCCUUUUCUGGUCAAGUCUCUUCUGCAUCACUCGUGCCACUUACUCCAUUUUGGACCCUCCUUCAAUCCAAUGUUCCUGUGCUUCAGCCUCCAUUACCCUUGGAAAUGCCACCCCCACCCCCACCUCCUCCAGAGUCACCUCCUCCCCCACCCCCACCUCCUCCUGGAGAAGAUGGUGAGAUUCAGGAGGUAGAAAUGGAGGAUGAGGAAAAUGAAGAGCCUCCUGCCCCAGGAACUGAGGAAGAUACUCCCUUAAAGCCCUCGGUACCAAAUCCAGCUGUCAGCAGCCAGAGUUCAGCUGAUUCCAGCACUUCCAACACGACCACUACCACUAGAGCAGUAAAAAGGAAAGCCACAGAAACCAAUCCUGGAGUGACCCAGAGGUCAGCCACCAUUGGGGGAUCUCCCGUUCUCUACAGCCAGCCAGCCGUGACAACAGGUCACCAAACCGUAAAUGUCAGCCACCAACCAGCCUCUGAUGUCACUCAUCAAACAACAAGUGUCAGUCAUCAAGCUACAGGCCUAGGCCUACAAUCAAGUUACCUGGGACUGGCCACAUCCCCUGCCAUCAUGUCUUACACUGAGUGUACUUUACCCAUUCGAAUGACUGUUCCCACAUUACAGUCAGUUCCAGCUCGUGGCAUACUGAGCACAGCUGGCAUUGCAGAGCCACCACCUCCCCCUGCUCCCAAAGUUCCACCGCCUGAGAAGACCAAAAAGAUGAAGAAGGACAAGGGGAAGAAGAGUAAAACAAAAAUGCCAUCUCUGGUAAAGAAGUGGCAGAGUAUCCAGCGUGAAUUAGAUGAAGAGGAAAAUUCAAGCUCCAGUGAUGAAGAUCGGGAGCUGACAUCACAGAAGCGAAUUGAGGAGUGGAAACAGCAACAAUUAGUCAGUGGCAUGGCCGAAAGAAAUGCUAACUUUGAGGCCCUUCCUGAGGAUUGGCGGGCUCGACUAAAGAGGAGAAAAACGACUUCAAACACAUAAUUCAUUUGGGGCAUUUGUGUUUUAUUUUCAUGUACAGUUACGAGUCUUACCAUUUUACUGUUGUCAAAUAAACUGUAAAUGUUUUGGGAGAGAGCAUUGAAUUUCCUGGGUUGAUAAAGACCACAUGCAAAACCAAGAUUUUCCUCCUUUUUGAGGAUUGGAAUCAUAAUGGCCACUGUUAAAGGGCUAGGCCCUUUUUGUGCUGGCUAGUUCCGCCUUUUUGUGGAGGCUAACAGACUUCAUCAGUUUGAGCUGAGGCUGAGAAGCAGUAUUAGGAUCACAGCCUUAAUAGGGUGUGAAGGAAAUGCCAGGCUGGGGGGGGAAGGGGGUCUGAGGGUUCAUCCAGAUUGAUGCCCUUGACCACUUAGCCCCAACAAGUGCAAUUAAGCAGAAGGCAACAACUCUCCUUUUUUCCAAAAAGCUCGUUACAUGCUUAUAACUUAGGGGUUAUCCUAGCCUGUGCUUCCAGCCUCGGGCUGCCUGCCACCCAUGUUCUCCAAUACCAAGGUCUGAUAUUUCUCCCAUACUGACAAGUGGCUGCACAGUAUCCACAGAUUCUAGCAUUGAAUGUGCUCCUCUCACUCGGGCGCUUUGGUGGAGGUCGACUUAGGCUUUCACAUAAGCAGCAACAAAUGCCAUUUACUUUCUUGGGUAAAGAAAGAUGGAUUUCUUAGCCCAUUGCUCUUAGCAGAGUGAGUGGGUCAGGAGCAACCAAGUCCAGAUUCAAGUGUCUGUGUCUCCAUUUCACCCAGCUCUCACACGUACCUUCCUUCUGUCUCUGCAUUGUACUUGCUCUCAGUAAAGAUUCCAGUAUUUAAACAGCGGUUCCCUGUUCUUUCUGUAUUUUGUAUUUUAUCACAAUCAGGUAAAAGUCACUUUCUUUAAACUGAAGGAAAAGCAAAUUGUGUUUUAAAGCUGUUUGUAUUUCUCCAGUUUUUGACUUUGUAAAUUUGUAUAUAUGCACUAAUAAAAUCUUUUUAUACUUCU
Molecule: messenger RNA, 4147 nt
Organism: Gracilinanus agilis (Agile Gracile Mouse Opossum)
Lineage: Eukaryota; Metazoa; Chordata; Mammalia; Didelphimorphia; Didelphidae
Gene: FNBP4
Product: formin binding protein 4
Exons: 17
Coding region: 11-3160 (1049 amino acids)
Molecular function (GO): protein binding
Source: RefSeq, a predicted model, not a curated record